Molecule: messenger RNA, 693 nt
Organism: Phacochoerus africanus (Common warthog)
Lineage: Eukaryota; Metazoa; Chordata; Mammalia; Artiodactyla; Suidae
Product: zinc finger protein 596-like
Exons: 1
Coding region: 31-633 (200 amino acids)
Biological process (GO): regulation of transcription by RNA polymerase II
Cellular component (GO): nucleus
Molecular function (GO): RNA polymerase II cis-regulatory region sequence-specific DNA binding; DNA-binding transcription factor activity, RNA polymerase II-specific
Source: RefSeq, a predicted model, not a curated record
AGUAACUGCUUUAGCUUCAGACGACACAAGAUGGCUCACAAUGGAGAGAAACCAUAUAAAUGUCAUCUAUGUGGAAGUGGCUUUUUGCAAAUUUCUGACCUUAGAAAUCACAAUCGGAUCCACACUGGAGAGAAGCCAUUCAAAUGUCACCUGUGUAGGAAAGUCUUCAGUCACAGUUCCUACUUGAGACAACAUGAGAAAACUCACACAGGAGAGAAGCCAUACGCAUGCCAGCUCUGUGAGAAAACUUUCAAUCAAGUCUCUUACCUUCGAAAACAUGAGAAAAUCCAUCCUGCAGAGAAGCGCUAUGAAUGUCAUCAGUGUGAGAAAGCCUUUAGUCAAAGCUCUGGCCUUAGCCAGCACAAAAGAAUCCACACUGGAGAGAAACCACAUGUAUGUCUUGUGUGCGGAAAGGCCUUCAGUCAAAGCUCUGAACUGACUCGGCACAAAAGGACCCACACAGGACAGAAACCUUAUGAAUGCCAGCAGUGUGGGAGGGCCUUCAGUCAGUCUGCUAAUCUGAGAAGACAUGACAGAACCCACACUGGAGAGCAGCCCUAUGAGUGUCAGUUCUGUGGGAAACGCUUCAGUCACAGCUCUUCCCUUAGACGACAUGAGGGGACACAGCACUGAAGAGAAGAUCAGGGGGCCUUCAGGAGACAGUCUGACCUGGGGUGAUAUAGCAUAAAUGUC